CAAGUACACUCUAAAAUAGUGGGGGUAUGUGUUAUUUAUUUCCCUUUCUUCCCUUUACCAGUGGCGUUCGCAGCAGCAGCAGCGGCUUCCUCAUCUGCCAGCAAGGCCUGGAUAUCCUUCUCGGCGAGCCAGCCAUGGACAGCAUCAAUCACCUUACCCAGGGUGUCACCACCCCUGAGCACAUCUGGUAGAUUGUGGACGUCAAGCCCGGCCCUAUGGUCGGUACAUCUGUCCUGGCCAUAGUUGUAGGUUCUGAUUUUAUCGCCCCGUGUAAGCUGCGCUGAUGACAACACGCUGCUUCUUAGUGCCCUAGCGGCCUCUUCUCUGGCCUCACGCCUUUUCUGUGCAAUUCUUGAUCGAAGUAACCUCCAGGCAUCGGCUCGAUUGGUGUGUUGUGAACGAGAAUCCUGCAUGCUGACGGUGAUGCCCGUGGGAAUGUGCGUCAACCGAAUAGCAGACUCGGUUUUGUUGACGUGCUGUCCUCCUGCUCCGCUGGCUCGCAUCUUUUCAGAUUUCACCUCGGCCGGGUCGAUGUAGAAGUCACUCUCCGGGUUGUCCCAGUCACCAUCAGAGGCUGUGGCGUUCUCAGCGAAAGACGGCAGCACCCAGACGGCUACAGCACUCGUAUGAGUCCUUCCACUCUUCUCUGUUGCCGGGACACGCUGAACCCGAUGCAUGCCCGCUUCACCACGGAAGUGGGCAUACGCUCCCUCCUCCAUCACCUCAAGUACAGCUUCCUGAAGGGCUGUCUCCCCAUCACCUCCCUUUUCGCCGGUACUGUCGGCGGCCAAGUACUGUACAACCUUUGUGCGGAAGCCUUUAUUGGCGCAAUAUGCUUGGUACAUCUUGAAUACCGAGUCGGCAAAGAACCGACCUUCGGUUCCUCCUGGCCCAGGGACGACUUCAAUGAGGCACGGCAUGUCGGCGAAGGGAUGCUUGGGAGUCAAAGCCACGGACAGAUUCCGACUCGACUCAGCCAGCUGCUCAUUGGUAGCCGCGAGGUCCUCUUGCGCCAUCUCCCGCAUUUCAGCAUCGUCUGACUUCAAGAGCCCCUCCAGCUCCCGGAGAGAAGCCUUGGCAUGCUCGAACUUCUUGAAGGCCUCUGCGAUCCUGUGGACUUCGCCUGCACGCUUUGCAAUCUUCUCGUCAAAGUUGUCAGCUAGUUGUGCCGUCAAUUGAUCGUGUUCGGCGGUAAGAAAUCUUGCGCGGUCGAGGAGAGCUGGAGGAAGCUUGAAGGAGUCUACUCGCGCUGUUAGCAGAAAACCAUAACGGCAAUCAACGUUAUUUUACCUGUGCUAGCCCUCCGUAGAAACUGCUGCGAAAAGCCGAUUCGCCUGAGCGAUCGCACGCAGCUUCGACACACCCAUGGUGCCGCCAACAUUGUCGUGGUUUUAAGUUACAGGCAUCAGCGCAGAAUCUCUUAGGAACCGCCUGCCCAACCAGAGUUGCUGACACUGGACUCAGACGGGCCCUGCAGCUUCUCAUCCAAUCCUCGAAAUUUCCCGGCAGGCAACGCUCUUCUGCCGCUCUUCUCCGCCUUCUAGAAGUAGGUGGGUGGAGUCAUACACCCUGGUUCCAAGUGCCCCUCCCCCACCAUAAUGGGUGGUGAAUUGGACACGGCAUGAUAGGACGACUCAGCGGCGGUCCGGCAGGCGCAUUGUGAUCUCUUCUGACUUUUUGACUCACCUCUAUCGUUUUUCACCUACUUUUUACUUCUUUACCGGCUUCUUUCUUUUCUCAACACUGUUCGACAUCGAUACCAUGGCCGAAACCGCCAAUGCCGUGGCUCUCAAUGAGUCCCAAGUCCCCGAAGUCCCGGCCGAAGCCGCUGCCCAAGGGUCCAAGCAGACAGUUGACCCUUGGAACGUUCAAGGGGAGGUCGGCGCAGACGGCCAGAUCAAGGCAAUCAACUACGACAAGCUGAUUGAGGAGUUUGGCACCAAGAAGAUUGACGAGGAGCUCCUCGCCAGGUUCGAGCGCGUAACAGGGAAGAAGCCACACCAUUUCCUUCGCAGAGGCAUCGUCUUUUCGCAUCGCGACUUCGAGCUUAUUCUCGACCGAUACGAGCGCAAUGAGCCAUUCUUUCUGUAUACUGGACGUGGGCCCUCGAGCGACUCCAUCCAUGUUGGACACUGCACGCCCUUUAUGUUUACAAAAUGGCUUCAGGAUACCUUUGACGUUCCUCUUGUAAUCAUGUUGACGGACGACGAAAAGUACCUGUUCUCGGAGAAGCGCACAAUUGAGGAAGUUCAAGGGUACUGCGACAGCAAUAUUCGGGACAUUAUCAGCAUGGGCUUUGACCCAAACAAGACAUUCAUUUUCUCUGAUUACGACUACGUUGGCGGCGCAUUCUAUCGCCAAAUCACGCGGUUAGCGAAGCACAUCACGCUCAACCAAGCGCGUGCCAUUUUCGGCUUCAACGACUCCUCCAAUAUUGGCAAGAUUCACUUUGGAAGUAUUCAGGGUGCUGCUGCCUUUGCCAACAGCUUCCCUCACAUUUUCGGUGAGGACGAAAAGAAGACCGUCGGCAUCCCAUGCUUGAUUCCAUGUGCCGUUGAUCAGGACCCAUAUUUCAGAGCGACCCGUGAUGUUGCCGCCAGACUUACCUACCAGGGGGUGCGGUUUGCGAAGCCGUCCCUGAUCCAUUCUUUGUUCUUGCCAGCCCUCCAGGGGCCAGGCACGAAGAUGUCUGCCUCGAUUGAUUCCAGCGCCAUCUUCAUGACCGACACUCCCAACCAGAUCAAGAACAAGGUUAACAAAUACGCCUUCAGUGGUGGCAAGGUGUCCGUCGAGGAGCACCGCGCAGUGGGAGGUGACACAGACGUAGACGUUGCCUACCAGUACCUCCGCUUCUUCCUCGAGGAUGACGAAGAACUUGAGAAGAUCCGGGUCGCCUACUCUAAGGGCGAGCUCCUCACGGGUGAGCUCAAGGCGCUUUGCAUCAAGGAGCUCCAGACUUUCGUCGCGGCGUUCCAGGAGAGGAGAGCCAAGGUCGACGAUGCAGCUGUCAAGCAAUUCACCGACAUCAGACCUCUCACCUGGAUGGGCAACCCCAAAGUACCCAAGGCCGAUAUUGUGGUACCGAAACUAGAAGGUGCUGAGGGUGCCGAGGGCGGUGAUGGGAAACUCACAAAGAACCAAUUGAAGAAGCUGGAAAAGCAGAGACAGAUAGAGGCGAAGAAGGCCCAGAAGGCCAAGGAGAAGGAGGGUUCUGCCGCUGCUUAG
Molecule: messenger RNA, 3225 nt
Organism: Podospora pseudopauciseta
Lineage: Eukaryota; Fungi; Ascomycota; Sordariomycetes; Sordariales; Podosporaceae
Gene: WRS1
Product: tryptophan--tRNA ligase
Exons: 7
Coding region: 1762-3225 (487 amino acids)
Biological process (GO): tryptophanyl-tRNA aminoacylation
Cellular component (GO): cytoplasm
Molecular function (GO): tryptophan-tRNA ligase activity; ATP binding
Source: RefSeq, a predicted model, not a curated record